AAUGGAUUGUGGAUUCUUUCACAUUGGUCUCGUUCGACGGGCUUACUUUCGGUUUUCUUUUCUUUCCUCUGAAUAGUACAUCUCGAGCCAGGUAACUUAAAUUAUUGAAAGAAAAGUUAACAAAGGAAACAUGGAUCCAAAUAGGAACAGACCUAGCAGACCACGUAUUCGUUCUCAUGGCAAUUCUGCCAGGAUACUUGUGUUUGAUCAAGUUGAGAGCGAAGAAUCUGCUUGCAGCACUGAAACAGAAACACAGAAACGACCGAUUCCGCUCAAAGUAGAAAGCAAGGAGGCUCCAGUUCGGCCUGUUAGUGGAGAACUGUCAAAUCUGGUUCGAAUGAGGAAUUCGGCAAUUGGAAAGUCUGCACCAUCUUUGUCUGUUCAUGUGCGUGAUUUCAACAUUCCUCGACGUGCCGCUAAAGCAGUUCAUCGGAAAUCUUUUAUUUCGACAACAUCUCCAACUCUACCACGUUGUCAUUCACCAUUGUCAGCAUUCGUCCCGAUCGUAGGCAGUCCUCUAGAGAGUCCUAGGAUGUCAUCCAGUCCACAUUUUGCUUUUGCUCCAAUUAAAAGGAUCGGCGGAAGUGCUACAGGGACGGGUGAUGGUAGAAGAUGGUCCGUAGCUAGUUUGCCGUCUAGUGGAUAUGGAACGACACCGGGGUCUAGCAAUGUUUCGUCACAGUAUUCGAGUCAAGAACGCUUGCAUCAACUUCCGAAUGUCCCUACUAAGGAUGAGUUGCGCAUGCUUUCCUGUCAUUUCUCUAAACCUGGUACGCCGUGCUCUUCGCAUCCGGGUUUCCCGGGCUCCAGCAUCUCCAGCAUUCCGGGCAGCGUGUCGCUCAGUCUCGAUGAGGAGGGUCGUAGAUCGCCGUUGCACAGACCCCGUUCAAGAAGCUUAAGUAGUCCAAGUCGGUCUCCUGUAUUGGACAGCGAAAUCGUUAUGAUGAACACCUUAUAUAAAGAAAGAUUUCCAAAGGCAACGCAACAAAUGGAGGAACGUUUGACUAAUUUUAUCAAUGAAAAUAAAGAAUUGGAUGAAUACGAGGUAAUGACUAACAUGGCCCAAGACUCAUUACCAAUUUUGCGAUUCGUACACCAUCAAGUAAUCGAAAUGGGAAGAGAUUGCUUGCAAAAAUCUCAAGAAAAGUUGAUCACCACUAGAUAUUUUUAUGAAAUGAGUGAAAAUUUGGAGCAUUUGCUGAUGGAGACGAAAGAUAAAUCGCUCGAAGCGGCGACGAGAUUAACCGGGCUCAUCAAGAAAUUGUUACUAAUAAUAUCACGUCCAGCUCGUCUUUUAGAGUGUCUAGAAUUUGACCCAGAAGAAUUUUAUCAUUUAUUGGAGCAAGCCGAGGGUCAAGCGAAAAUUAACGCGGGAAUAAAAACGGAUAUACCUCAAUAUAUCAUUAACAAACUUUCCCUAAACAGAGAUCCAAUAUCAGAGUUACAAGAAGAUUUAAACAAAUUGGAGGAUUCAGCGAGUUCGAGCGAUAGUAAUUUACAAAUUACUUCAAGUCCGGGUAAAGACGAUGAAAAAUCUCACCGCAUUCCAUGUGAAAGCGAUUACGAAGUAUUAAAAUUAAUCAGUAACGGCGCGUACGGUGCAGUAUAUUUAGUUAAAGAAAAAACUACGCGACAGAGAUUCGCGAUGAAGAAAAUAAAUAAAAACAAUUUGAUACUACGAAAUCAAGUGGAACAAGUUUUUGCCGAACGGGACAUAAUGAGCUUCACAGACAAUCCGUUUGUAGUUUCUAUGUACUGCAGCUUUGAAACAAAGAAACAUUUAUCUUUGGUGAUGGAGUAUGUAGAGGGUGGUGAUUGUGCGAAUCUUUUAAAAAAUAUUGGUCCACUGCCACCAGAUAUGGCAAGAUUUUAUUUCGCCGAGACUGUUUUAGCUGUUGAAUAUUUGCACAAUUACGGCAUCGUUCAUCGAGAUUUAAAGCCUGACAACUUACUCAUUACUGCCCUUGGUCACAUUAAACUAACUGACUUCGGUCUCAGUAAAAUGGGUCUUAUGUCCUUGGCGACAAAUCUUUACGAAGGAUACAUCGAUAGAGAUACGAGACAGUUUUCAGAUAAACAGGUAUUCGGUACACCCGAGUACAUCGCUCCCGAAGUGAUACUUCGUCAGGGAUACGGAAAACCGGUUGAUUGGUGGUCCAUGGGCAUUAUACUCUAUGAAUUUCUAAUUGGCUGUGUACCAUUUUUUGGUGAUACUCCGGAGGAGCUAUUUGCUCAUACAGUUAACGAUGAUAUCGAAUGGCCAGAUGAGGACGAUUGGAUCGUUCAGCCAGAAGCUAAGGAUAUCAUAACGGCGUUGUUGCAGCAGAGUCCUAGAGAUCGUUUAGGCACCGGAGGACCUCACGAAGUUAAAGACCAUCCGUACUUUUAUGGAGUGAAUUGGAACAGUUUGCUUAGACAGAAGGCCGAGUUCGUGCCGCAAUUAAUUAACGACGAGGAUACUAGUUAUUUCGACACUCGCAUGGACAGAUAUAAUCAUGAUAUUGGAGACGAUACUGACGAUACAGAUGACUCUCCUUUAUUCGGUUCUUUUUCCUCGUAUUCGCCACAAUCGCGAAAGAUAUCUCAAACCCGUCCACCGCUAAUAAAUCCCGAGCAAGCUGAGUUAGAUGCUUCGAAAAAACAAUUGUUCCGCACCGAGCUCGAGCGCACGGUUGCACAAUUAUCCCUUGGAUCGAACAGUUCGACUACGCCUCCAUCCAAGUUAGUGGAAUCGACUCCGUCGGAAAAGAAUCGGCCGUUCGCGUCUGUUAAGAGUAACACAUCCACGUCCACGUCCUUCGAAACACCUCCGAAAGCAGAUAGAUCAAACGCAUCGUAUACUAGCCACGCUACGGUGACCAGUGGCGAAUCCUCGCAGUUAACUGUCCUUAAAAAUAGUCAAGUAGAGGGAACAUCUGUCGGUUUAAGCACGCCCGACUCCUCACAAACUGAAUCCGAGGAUAUCAGUCCACAGAUCCAGAGAAAACGACACGUGCACUCACGUGACAAGCUGCCCAGGUUCAGUAUAUCCAUUGAUGAUGAACACAUGUUGGAUCUGAUCGCAGCUAAUAGAGAUUCGACCGAGGACAAUUCUAGCAAGCACAAUUCUAGUACCGAUUCGUUUGAAUCGUUCUGCGCCAUGCCAAUUAUACCGUCCGCGAAACAAAAAUCGCGGUCCGUAAUAAAGUCCGCGUCCACUAGUGGUUUAUCAUUGGUGAUACCGGCGAGUGAUUUCUCUUAUGAUGCAUCAUUGAAUACUCAACAAAUUGAAUCUCCUGGUGGAUCCUCCACUGCUUCAUCAAGAGAUACGUCCCCUUGUCGCGAGUUGAGUCCAUUGGUGACCAGUUUGAAGCCUCCGAUCAUUAUUCGAAGAGGGCCAUGUGGAUUUGGCUUUACCGUGCACACUAUUAGAGUUUACUACGGAGACAGUGAUUUUUAUACAAUGCAUCAUUUGGUAAUGGCUGUCGAUCAGUCCAGUCCAGCGUUCGAAGCUGGUUUAAGACCAGGAGAUCUGAUAACGCAUAUAAAUGGGGAACCGGUACAAGGUUUAUAUCACAUACAAGUUCUUCAGUUGAUGGUGAGCGGUGGUGAUCACGUCACGCUGCGCAGCACACCCUUGGAGAACACCAGUAUUAAAACGGGCGGACGAAAGAGAGACUUGACUCAAAGCAAAAUGGCACGCAAAACGUUGCAUAAGCAGCGAAAGUUGAAGCGUGAUCAUUCCGAUAAGAAACGAAAAACAUCCCUUUUUAAACGAAUUAGUUCGAAACGAGCUAGUGUAGAGAUGCAACAGCCAUUAACUAUCAGUUGUCCAUUGUCAGCACCCAUUCUAUCCAGCGACAGCAAACCUCCACUUAUGAUGGCUGCAGGGAUUUGUUCUCCAUCGAUGGUGACGCCUAGUCGAUCUUUCCAAUCGUUCACACGUUCCCAGGAGACGUCGCCGUACUUCGCAGCCUGUACCAAGUCCGUCUGCAGUCCGUCACCGCCAACAAACCGCGUCAGCUCAGAUUCUUAUCACUCCACCGGGAACUCGAGUCCAUGUUCAAGUCCAAAUUCAUCGUCACCCAGUUCUACUACGUCCGCCGCGAAUUUACCGACCAUCGCGAAUCAAUCUCAUUAUCAGAGGCCAAGCACGCUUCAUGGUUUGAAGCAUAAAUUGCACACGGCGGCGAAGAACAUACAUUCACCAAAUCGCAGAAAAUCUGUGGGUCAUAUACCAUUGUCUCCGUUGGCCAGAACUCCGAGUCCGUCACCGCUUCCAGCCAGUCCAACUAGAAGCCCUAGUCCGUUAGCAUUUCCCACAGGGCAUCAGCCUGGUAGUUCUAACACUACGCAGUCUUAUAGUCCAGGUGUCUGUCUGUCAACGCCGAACAAUCAGAAAAAGGGCUACGGGCGUCCGAAAUCGGCUGAGCCUGGUUCGCCAUUGCUGAGAAGAGCCCUUAGUCCGGACAGGCUACAUCCUCGUUCUGCGGAAAAUAAGACGUCAAUCUCACCAUUGGCGAACACUGUGGUGAAAGUGACGCCCCGAGCGACCAUAUCACAAUCGUCAUACUCGGAAUCGACCGAGGAGUGCAAUGAGAGUUUUAAGGAGCUAAACGACUCGAAGCCAGAGAAGAAAGUGUCAGCGGAACAGAAAGCGGAUUAUUCAAAGAUAUCGCAUGGAAUCUCGAUAAACCUGGGGAACGUAACCAUGUCUAAUUCGUGCGGGAGCACGCAGCUGCCAAGAAUAGCCGAAGAAAAAGAUUCACCGACCGGUUCCAAGGCCGACGAUUACUCGAAAGAAGCUUUACCCUCCAAGUUCGACAGAUUCGACAAAACUGACACGAACAAAUGGAUCGAAUCGGAAAACGUCGUUGAACACGGUGACCAUAGCGAAUCGAAAACGGAGAGACAAGUUUUGAGUAGUAAAAACUGCGAAGCCUCGUGCAUUAUUAGUAAAAUCGAGGAACAGACUCAUUCGGAUAAUUCCCUCAACAAGCAUACACCGCGUAGUACGCAAAACGUAACUCAUAAGCAAUCUCAGAACAUCGAAAGAGGCUUGCAAAGCGCUCCGUCUCAGAAAACGCCGUCACAGAUUAAUGAGAAAUGUUCACAAUCUUCGUCGCAAAAGAUUUCGUCACAAGGCAACGAGAAAAGCUCCCAAUCUUUGAACCAAAAGACGUUGCUGCAAAACAGCGAGAAAGGUUCGCAUGGUUCAAGCCAAAAGAUGUCAUCGCAAAGCAACGAAAAGAGUUCGCAAUCGUCUGCUCAAAAACUUCAGUCGCAAGCCAACGAAAGGGGUUUCCUGCAAGCUAUAUCGCAGAAGACGUCCCAGAGCAACGACAAGACUGGAUCACAAAAACCGAUUCAGAGCAGUGAUAAAACAACCAUGUCAUCGUCUCAUAAAACGAGCGAACAGAAGGGGACUGGAAAAACUUCGGAAAAUAAUUCAGAAGGACGAAAAACUUCGAAAAAGCAUAAGAACGACAGUUCAGACGGUUCGAACAAUGCGUCUUCGAAUCAACAUUCGACUACGUUUGAGACUCUUGGAAAGGAUAAAAAGAAUAAUUAAACUGGAAUGAUCGAUUAAAUUGAAAGAUCUUUAUCUGUAACGACAAGACUUCAUCUGCGAAUGAAAAAGAAUGAACCGUGUGUGUGUUUUUUCCUCACGUAUUUCUUUUCAAUCAAGGGGAGUGCGAAGCGAGCAAAUCUAAAAAACAUGAACGUGGAAAUUCGAGUAAGAUCAGAAUAAAUGAAAAAUCAAAAUGAGAAAGGAAUGGAGUAACUAGUUUGGAAACUAGUUAGAAAAACUAGCUUUAAAGGGAAGUGGUUUGAUACUCGAAUCAAGUAUUUAUAGGCUUCCAUCGAAUAACACACCUGAAACACAUAGCUUUAGCUAGUAUUUCUCACGACGUGAAUUAAGAGUCGCUAUUUCUGUAACCGGCAAUCUUUGUUGUACGAUCACUGAACAAACAAAAUCGUAAACGAGAUGAGAGAGCAAAUGUCAAUCAUUUUGAGAGCAGACGCGAUCAGUUCGAAAUUAUCGUUACUGUUUUUCAAGCGAGAAUGUAAGGCAAACACAAACACAAAGGUACAUUGGAGUUAUUUAUACUUCGGGCUACAGUAUUUACACGAUCUCAUUUACAUUAUAAUUAUUAGCACAUCAUAGAUCAGCAUAUAGCAGUCAGUGAAUUACGUGCAGAUAGUUUUUUCAAUAUGUGUAAUAUUCGUCAAGUAAAGGAACGAAAAUAGAAAAUGAAAAAAAUGAAAGCAACAUGUAUCGUAUAUACUCGUGUUUUAAAGAUAAGAAUUUUUACUUAUCGUUUCUAUUUUUUUUUUUAAAUAUCGCAGAUGUCUAAUGACAAUUUUAUAUAAUGUAAAGCGCGUGGCAAGGGCUGGACCUGCGCCUAUUUUAUGUGUUCUAAAAUUAAAGUGUUUUUCAUACGAAACUUGUUCCCAUUGUAAAGUGUGUUUACGAAUAUACAUUUAUUUGAAAUUGAAUGAGUUUUUGCGUUGUUAAGUUUGCUUCUUCUAUGAAUGAUAUAAAAAAAAACCGUUCUAAAAGAAAUCGAAGUCGGCCUAGUCUCCCGCGAGUAUAUACGGUAGUAGGGGCCAUUAUCGCCGCAAUGAUUAUCGUACAAGAUGCUCCCGCAUGCACAAUAAGACAUGUAAAAAAUAUAUAUAUUGACUCUUCAACCUUUCCUCUUGAUUUCAUACACUGUGAUGAACUUUUAAUUGAAGUUAAAGCGAAAAUUGGUGCUAACAUUCAUUGCUCAGGUAUCCUCGCAUGCGAGAACUGGUGCUCCUAUACAAUUCGUACUCGUGCAGAAAGUGAUAGAAAGUUGAAAAAAGUUAGAAAAUGAAAAAAGGUGAUUUUUGCAUAGAAACGAGUAAGGAGAACGUCAACGGUCUUUAACGAUGUAGCAAGAAUAUAUCGCGUUGGAAGCAUCUUGAGAUUUUGGCAGCGAUAAAAAAGGGAAAGGCUAAAAGUUGCAAGCGUCCCGUUGUAAUCAUUUUUUCUUCUUUUUUUAUUAGUAUUAGAAAUAAUCGUUAAUUUAUUCUGUAUAUAUAUAUAUAUAUAUAAAAAAAGAAUUGUAUAUUAGUUGUUAAGGGCAGAUUGUAUGCUUUAAUUGUGAAAAGAAAAGGAAAAACAAUUGAAACCGGAACGGACCACGGUUUCCAGUUUUUUUGAAAGUCCAAAUUGUUCAUUGCCGCACUUCUCUGGUAAGAAAAUAAGAAACAUUGCCAUCAAGCUUUGUUACAAGUAUGUGUGUGUCAUAUUUCUGCCAUAAAAAUACGAUACACUUCGUUCGCGUUAUAAUAAUCCCGCUAUAACUUUUUAAUAUUAUCGAUAUACACAUCGUUAACGAUGAUGAUCAACUGUGGUGAUAUUCUUUUGUUUUUAAUAUAAACUUAAAAUUGAGCGAAGGAACCAUAAGUAGCGAUAACGUGUUGCCAUUCGUUUAACUGUACCUAUUAAUUGAAGAGAAAGCCGCAUAAUAAUCGAUUGUCGUGAGCGUGAAUCAAGUUCGUUUCUGUGUUGUGGUGGAUUGUGUACGCUAUGUUUUAAACGUAGGCGUUAUAGACGAUAAGGGAAUUACUUAAACAAACAGGAAAAAAAUACAAGUUUUUAGCUAAAGAAAGCAAACUUCAUCUAUCGAGAUCGAGAGGCACGAAUUCUGAAAGUAUGAUGAUUUUUACCCGUGUAUCACUUUUAAAGGGUUUUUAAUACAAACGACCAUGAAAAAUCUGAAAUCAAUCUCAAAUUUUUUACUACAUACUAUAUACUCUGUAUUUAAUUUAUUCUGAUAAAUAAAUCGAUUUCUGGUCGUUUGUGAAAACGGCCUCGUCGUGUAGGUAAAACGCCACGAAAGUUAAUUUUUAAAUCUGACGAGAAAGAAGAUUCAGUAGCUGCUUAAUUUAUUAAUUGAUCUGACUGUGUUAUUAGAAUUUUUAUAAUGCCUCUCUUCUCUGUCCGCAUACCCAUUUUCUCUGCUUAGCGUACGGUUGAUAUACUGAUCAAUAAUAUAACGUUGAUGUCGUCUUAAUUAAGAGUCUGAGUAGUCGUAUUGCGUUUACCGAGGAUUACGAGACAGCAUGGAUGAAGUUCUUUCGAAUCCGACGAAUUUUCGCUGCUCAAGGAAGUUAGUGCUAUUGGGAAAAGAAGAAAAAGAGCAUACGAAAUUGUAGACACGUUGGACAUUACGGGACAUCUCACGUUGUCACCCGAUAAACUCUUUCUAAAUCAGCGAUAAACACAAGCGUCAUGAUGUCGAUUUCAAAAUUUAAAAAACGAAAAAGCAGAUGAAAGAAAUUAAAGCAAUCCUACGGAAGACUUCGAUGAUUGCUUAUUAUUAAUGUAUCGUAGUAAGCGUAUAAUAAUGAUAACGAAGCUAAGAAAAAUCUUUGUAGAAGCGUAGACGAGCGACGACCGUUAUUACUUUCGUUACUUUCGUUUUAUAAAUUGUUUUUAUUCUCUUAAAGCACGUAAAAUGCGUAAGUAACGAUGCACUAUUAAUCAACGAGAUCAAACGACUUCCGUUUCAUAAUUAAAAAAGGACUUUCAAGAGCUGCCGUAACAACGGACGGGAUCUCGGGGUCGUAGUAAGUUAGGUGUUCCCACGAGUUUGCAUUUCCAUCGAUUCGAGUAAAAAAAAUAGCAGAAGAGAGAUAUUUUCCGAAUAUUGUGCGCGUGCUAUUAUGUGCGAUGGGGCGAGACUGUCAACGCUUUAUCCAUUGGAUAUUGUUUCGUUACGUUUAACGCGAGUUGUGAUCAUUGUAAAGUAUUAAAUACAGUUAGAAGUUAUUUCACAGGACGAGUUAAAUACUGAAAAUGAUUUUCCGCUUUUGCCAAGUGUUGACGUAUUUUCAAAUCGGCGAAUUCUCGAAAUUCUUCGAUUUGUUGAUGAUUAAAAGGGAAUUAAGUCGUUCCCAUUUCAGUUUUCGCGAGAGCAUAGGAAAAUUUAUAGUCGCAUAAACUGGAGAAACAAUAAUAAAAAACAUUUGUAUAAAAUGACCAUCGAUUGAGCUGAAACUUCGGUCUCAUUCACUCGUGGAAAGAUUAAAUAUUAAAAUUGAAAACAGGAAGCGGCGUGGCGCUUCGCAAUCCAUAUUCAAGCUCUUUCAUUAACUAUUUUCUUUUCCUUCGCCUUCGUCUCUUCUUUCCGACAUGGUCGACUUAAAUUAUUUUUCUUUGUGAUAAGCGAAGAAAAUAUUCUCCAUGAGAAUGUUUUUCAGCGAAUUCGAUGAACAUUUGAUAAUUAUUAUGUAUAUUACACAUUAUGCGAAAUACAGUUUUCGUUUCUUCUAUA
This is a messenger RNA of Ceratina calcarata, 9290 nucleotides long. It is a transcript of the gene dop, whose product is annotated as microtubule-associated serine/threonine (MAST) protein kinase dop. The transcript has 21 exons. NCBI's taxonomy places the organism in Eukaryota, Metazoa, Arthropoda, Insecta, Hymenoptera, Apidae. Gene Ontology annotation, molecular function: ATP binding; magnesium ion binding; protein serine/threonine kinase activity. Bases 131 to 5551 code for a protein of 1806 amino acids. Gene Ontology annotation, biological process: peptidyl-serine phosphorylation; intracellular signal transduction. The record is from RefSeq and is a predicted model, not a curated record.